Prunus armeniaca (apricot) is the source of this 267-nucleotide messenger RNA. NCBI's taxonomy places the organism in Eukaryota, Viridiplantae, Streptophyta, Magnoliopsida, Rosales, Rosaceae. The record is from the annotation of a GenBank genome assembly.
AUGUUCAAGAACGGCAUGCGCCUGCCGUUGCACCCGUUCGUGCAGAGGUGGAUGGCCUUCCUCGGCGUCGCUCCUCAUCAGAUGAACCGAAACUUGCUGAGGACGAUCCUAUGUAUGUUCGUGCUUUGGAAGAGGCAUCACGGGAUCGAGCCGAGCACGAACAUCUUGCGGUGCUACUAUGGUCUGAGGAAGAGCCCGAAGCAGGCGGGGUUCUUCUAUCUGCAGGCAUUGCAGGGAAAAUUAUUGGAGAACAACCCUAGUUCGUAG